This is a messenger RNA of Andrographis paniculata, 2313 nucleotides long. Its product is annotated as DELLA protein GAI-like. The transcript has a single exon. The record is from RefSeq and is a predicted model, not a curated record. Gene Ontology annotation, cellular component: nucleus. Bases 332 to 2017 code for a protein of 561 amino acids. Gene Ontology annotation, molecular function: DNA-binding transcription factor activity; sequence-specific DNA binding. Gene Ontology annotation, biological process: negative regulation of seed germination; jasmonic acid mediated signaling pathway; regulation of DNA-templated transcription. NCBI's taxonomy places the organism in Eukaryota, Viridiplantae, Streptophyta, Magnoliopsida, Lamiales, Acanthaceae.
ACCCUACCCCACCUUCUGUUGUGUAUGAGUUUGUUCUUCUCUUGGACCUCGAGCCGUCUUCACGAGGACCCCUUUCUUCAUACGCCUGCUUUCCUCUUUCCUUCUCUUAUUACAAAACUCUGAAUAAAAUAUUCGAAGUAAUUCCCCCAAAAAAAAGUGAUGCAGAAACCCAAGCAAAACCAUAUGCUUUUACGAGCUUCAACUUCACCCACUCGUAGCAAUCCAUGUUUCUUCAAUCGAUUGCUCAUCCCCAAACUGAAUUAAUUUAAUUUGCAGAAAAAAAAAGAAAAAGAAAAGAGAAACUGAAUCUCUGUAAUUUUUGCUUCUGGAGAUGAAAAGGGAUCGUGAUCGGGGGAAGGGGAAAGGGGCGGCGGCGGAGUGCGGCGGCGGCGCCGACGACGGAAAAAUGUGGCCGAUGGAAGUGGAUUCCGGUAUGGACGAGCUGUUCGCCGUUUUGGGCUACAAAAUGAAGUCUUCCGACAUGGCAGAGGUCGCCGAGAAGCUCGAGCAGCUGGAGAUGGCGAUGGGGAUGGCCAGUGACGAUGGCGCCGGCGAGUCGGUCCUCGCCGCCGAUACUGUUCAUUACAACCCGUCAGAUCUUUCCGGGUGGGUCGAAUCCAUGCUAUCCGAACUCAGCACCUCCUCCGACUCCCUGGAUCCGAACCCGAUUCGGAUUCCGGCCGAAUCUUCUUCCAGCAACCAGAUAACACCCGCCGGAGGAAAAUUAAUGGACGACGACGACGAUCUGACAGCGAUUCCUCGUACGGCGAUCCGCAACAACCAGAACAAAGAUUCCCCAAACGAUUCGGCGACGGAGAGCAAUAAGAGGAUGAAAUCCUCCGCCGGAUCUGAUCUAUUUCUCGAAAUCUCCUCCUCCACCGCCGCCUCUUCCUCGGCGGCGCCGCCGCCGCUUGUGGUGGUGGAUUCUCAAGAAACCGGCGUUAGGCUCGUCCACACACUUAUGGCCUGCGCAGAGGCCAUCCAGCAAGACAACCUUAAACUCGCCGACGCCCUCGUGAAGCACGUCGGCGUCCUCGCCGUGUCCCAAAUCGGCUCCAUGAGAAAAGUCGCGACGUACUUCGCCGAAGCAUUAGCCAGAAAGAUCUACAACAUCCACCCGCCGGAAAACCUCAAUUCCGACGUCCUGCAGAUGCACUUCUUCGAAACGGCGCCGUAUUUGAAGUUCGCCCAUUUCACAAGCAACCAGGCCAUCUUCGAAGCUUUCUCCUCCGCCGCGAAAGUCCACGUCAUCGAUUUCAGCUUGAAGCAGGGGAUGCAAUGGCCGGCUCUGUUACAGGCCCUCGCCUGCCGCCCCGGCGGCCCCCCGCGCUUCCGAUUAACCGGCGUCGGCAUCGGCUGCGGGCAUGACGUCGGGUGGAAGCUAUCGCAGUUGGCGAAAGUGAUCGGCGUCGAAUUCGAGUUCGAAUCGUUAUCCGCCAAUUUCGAUCCGACUGCGCUGCAAAUUCACAACGACGAGACGCUAGCGGUGAAUUCAGUGUUCGAGCUCCACCGGUUGCUCGCCCGACCUGGCGCGGUCGAGAAAUUCCUCAGUUCGAUCAAGGGAUUGAGUCCGAAAGUCGUGACGAUUGUCGAGCAGGAAUCAAAUCAUAACGGGGCCGCGUUUGUCGACCGGUUCAACGAGGCGCUGCACUACUACUCGACGAUGUUCGACUCGCUGGAGUGCGCCGCGACAGGCGAGGCGAGCAGCGAGGAUGUGGUGAUGACGGAGCUGUACUUGGGGCGGCAGAUAUGCAACGUCGUGGCGUGCGACGGCGAGGAGCGCGUUGAGCGGCACGAGAGGCUGGGGCAGUGGCGGGCGCGGAUGGGCGCGGCCGGGUUUGAGCCCGUGAAUUUGGGGUCGAACGCGUACAAGCAGGCGAGUAUGCUGCUGGCGCUGUCGGCGAGCGGAGACGGGUACAGCGUCGAGGAGAAUGCCGGGUGUUUGAUGUUGGGUUGGCACGCACGGCCGCUGAUUGCCGCCUCGGCGUGGCGGCUGGCGGCGGCGCCGGCGAAGUAGUUGUGAUUCAACUCGGCCACAGAAAAUGUGGGCGCGGAUUGGAGACAGCCUAAUUAACAUUUAAGUGUUUGGUUGUUUUAUGUUUGAAUUAAGUUGGUUUUUUUGGGGGUUUUGGUACACUUUUUUUUUUUUAGGAUUACGAAGAUAUUUAGGUGGUUGGAUUUUAAGUUUUGGUUUGCUCUUUGGUUUGUAAAUUGGGAAUAACUAUAUCCAAGAUGUAAAAUUUUGACAUGAAUCAAUAAACUAAGUUGUAAACUAAGUUGUUAAGAAGGAUUUGAGAUUUCAAUUAUUAGAAA